UUGUGUGGAUUGAUUGGGUCGAGUGAGUGGUUUCAUAAGGUAAGAAAGUUCGAUCUAUAUAGCGUGGUAAGGCUACGCGUCCUAUUCCAACAACAACAACAACCGUGCCGAAUAUUAUUUGCCAGCUGAAGAUUAGCUACCUGCUAGGAUCAUUGGCUUGUCAUUGAAGAAAAAAUGAGUCAGGGAAUUUCUGAAGAGGAAUUCACACAGCUUCAAAACCAGUUUUUGGAGCUCAAAACUACCAAUUAUGCUUUGGAAGAUAGGAAUAGAAAGCAGGAGGCAGCUCUGUCGGAGCUGCAGGCGCGACUGCAGCGGUCAGCCGCCGAGACGGCGCGACUACAACAGGUGGUCGAUAAGAGCAAAAAGGCGCGGGAGCUGGAGCUGCUGAUGCAGGCCAACACCAACCUCGAGAAGAAGCUGCUCUCUCAGGAGGACGACUUCCGCCUGCAGAAUCAGACACUGCUGCAGGAACUGUCCGUGUACGUUUCCGCCAAUGAGAAGCUGGAACAGGAGCUGAAGGCACUGCAGGCGGGCAAACCGGAGCUGCUGGAGACACAGUACGCUGAGGAGGCGCUGCGUCUCCGUGCCGAGAGCGAGGCUCUGCGGGAGGAGCUCGGCAGCUGCCGCCGUCAGACGGAGACUCAGCUGACUGAGCUCAGGGACAAGGUCACCGCCCUGACACAGGUCAACACGCAGCUGGAGAGAGCCGCCCGGCCAGAGGACGCCAACCCGGUGGCCACGGAGGAUGCCGAGUAUGUGGAGGUGGGCUCCGGCGAGGUCUGCUACAAAAAGGCGGCCGGCGGCGCGCACGAACUGCUCGAGGCAGCCGAGCACAAGAUCCAGGAGCUGCAGAGCGACAUCGAACAGUACGCCGACAUGCGUCUGUCACUGGACACCACGCGCCGAGAGCUGGAGCUGGCCCGUACCGAGCUGCGGCGACUGCGGGAGACGGGCGGCGCCAGCUCCUCCUCCGGAGGAGGAGGCGGGGUCGAGGCCGAACAGCUGCGACAGAAGCUGGCCAAGAAGCACGACAGCUACCUCAGCCUGCAGGCGGAGAUGGAGGCGCUGCGACAGAGCAAGCAAUCGGAGAUCGACGACCUGAAGCAGCAGCUACAGAAGGAGACGGAGGAGGCCAAGGCCAAGAUGCAGCGAUACCAGACUCAGCUCAACAACGGCUAUGCGGUGCUCAAGGCUGAGCGGGAGAAGGCCGCAGCCACCAUCACAGGCCUGACGGAACGACUCGCCAAAUACGAGUCCGUGGACUCUCCAGACGACGGCACGUCCGGUGGUACGGCGGACUCCACCACCGCUCCCUCCUCUACCAUCGACCCUACCGAGACCGUCCGGCUGGCCGCUCAAAUCACCGACCUCACCUCUCGGCUGGAGGAGACCCGACGCACUGCCGCGGCAGCGCAGGAGACAUCCGCGGCGCAGCUCAGAGAGACAGAGAAGCGUCUCCAGGAGACCCAGACGCGUCUCCAGGAAAUCCAGACGCGUCUCCAGGAGACUGAGGCGGCGCUGGGAGACGCUCAGACGCGGCUGGAGGCGCGGACGGCGGAGCUGGCCGAGUCUCAGCGUCGACUGGCGGAGACGGACGAGAGACGCACGGAGACGGAGGCUCGUCUGCAGGAGACGGAGGCGCGCAGAGCCGAGACGGAGACGGAGCGGGACGACGCCCUGAAGCUGGCGCAGAAGCGUAAGUCGGUGCUGGACGAGAUGGCGAUUCACAUCCAGCAGCUAACUGUGGAGCACAGUGAGGCACUGGGAGCGGCCGAGGAGGCGCGGCGCCAGGUGCAGGCACUGGCUGACAGCACAGCCACCGAACUGCAGGAGACCCGUGAUAAGCUCUCCCGCGUCGAAGCCGAGCUGGGCCGAGUCCAGGAAUCACUGGAGGCCGAGCGUCGACAGCGUCAGGAGCAGGAGCAGCGAGCCGCUGAUCAGGAGCGGGAGCUGACGGCCCGGCUCCAGCAGGAGCAGCAGGAGCGGGAUCAGGAGCGUCAGCAGCUGCGGCAGGAGAAGGAGGCCGCCGAGCAGGCGCAUGCCGAGACCGUGAAGGACCUAAACACCCAGCUGGAGAUCAGCUCAGCCCAGCUGUCAGAGUUCAAGGAGAAGGUGGCCACCCUCAGACAGGAGGUGAAGGACAGCGUUGACGAGAAGCGGAUCCACGAGCGGAAGGGCGCCUCGAUCACCAAGGACCUGCGGCGACAGCUGGCACAGGAGCGGCGCCGGGCUGACCGGCUACAGCAGGCGCUCCAGGACACAUCGUUCGCCGACAAAUCAGCCGAGCUGUCCCCUCCUCCCGAAUCGGACGCCCAGUCGGUAUCCAGCUGGAGUCUGAUGAGUGGGGAGAAUGGCGGCGCGGCACCUCCCUCUGUGAACGGCAGUGGCGACUCGCCGGUCGACACCGAGACCGUCAGUCUGCUGGCGCGCAUCACACGGCUUCAGGAGGAGAAGUGGCGUGUGGAGGAGAAGCUGAACCACCUGGAGCAGAGCAGCGGAGCGCUGGCCGACGACCUGGCCAACAAGGCGGCGCUGAUCCAGUUCUACUGUAUGGAGGGACGCCAGCCGACCGGAGCGGUGCACUCGCCGGAGGGUCGGCAGAGGACUGGCGGCGCUGAGAGCCUGACGCCCGUGAAGAAGCUGGUGGACUUUGUGAAGCACCUGUCUCUGGACGAGCAGCAGCGAGAGAUGCAGCGUCGGAUGCAGCGCAUGCUGGAGGAGACGCUCACCAAGAACAUGCACCUGCAGAAGGACCUGCAGAUCAUGUCCAAAGAGCUGGAGGCCGCCCGACGUCAGGCGACGCAGUCCUGAACGAAAGGCGAGAGUCGGGAUAGCGUGCGGGUUUUGUGAAGUGUAUUUAACUUUGUGAACUUUUUUGAGAAUUGGGGAUUGUUGCUUUUGUGACUUGUAUCCAAUUUAGUGUGAUAUCUGGGGAGUUUAGUUAAGGCUCAUUGCCCAUAAUAUGUGUCAUGAUGAGAAUUUCGGGGAUUCGUGAUUUUAGGACGUAGGCAUAUCGUCCCCGUCACUUGAAGUGUUUGCACUUUUCGGGACUUUAUUGAGCUGCGCCUCAGAAUGUGGCCGAAGCUUCACUGUUGGACAUAUCGUGUCUAUAACGGUUCGCCUGAGCUGCCAUUGCUGCUUUGGACGUCCAGUAGCGAAUGGCCGUCAACCCAAGAGUUCCACGAAGCCGCCUAGUGUCGCAUAAUCUUUCCUGCGUAGAUCUGACGCGGGAUGAGCUCCGCUCUGUAGCGCGGAUCUGUCGUGGCUCGCGCUCCCAUUGUGUGUAUUCUGCGCCGCGCCUGAAUGAUCUGAUGUGCAAUGUGAUAGCGGUUUCCUGUGCGGCCCGGCGCAACCAGAGAAUAUGUUUUGUACCGUGGUUGACGUGUGUUCCGAGGUAAUGGGGCGUGUUUUGCGGGUGUUGGCUGCUCAAAGCGGAGUUUCGGACGUUUGUUGAGAGACUUGAAAUGUUGGGGAGUGUUCCUUGGGGCAGAAUCGGGUAUCGCUACAGAGCUAGAGAAAUUAGAUGAACGCAGGAUCGGCUGUAUAUUUUAUCUGAGCUGCGUGAUUGUGCGGGCUUUGCACAGACUACUUUUGUUAUAAAAGUAUGUCCAUUGUUUAGUACCACAGCCGGGCCCUAAUACGGGGCUAGUUGUUUGUGCGGUCCGCCUGGCUGGCGACUCCAGCGCGCCGCUGGCAGCGGUGCUUCACCCUGUGGCAGUGGGCAGCCUGGUUCAUGUUCGCUUGUCGUGGUCAUUCAGGCUCUGGGAGGCCAGAUAUAUUCACAUGUAAUACAUCUGUGGCGCAGUCAGCACAGCAGAAGAGAGACAUUUUAUACCCUCUGUAGCUUAGCGACCUGAAUAUGUAUUCGAAUUGGGCUCUGCAAGAGUCGAGGAAUGGUGGUGUGCUGAAUUGUGAUUGGAACUGCUUUACUGAAAUGGGCCGCGGGCAGCAUAACAUGCGACCUUGCUUUGUGUGUUUAGCGGUAACACUAUCAGUAAUAGCGCUUUUGGUAGGUCUAUUUUGGGCAAUGGACGCUUUGAGGCUAACGAUGUUUGCAGAAGUGCAGCUAUAUUUUAUCCAGUAUAUUUUAUUUUUAUAUUACCUAGUAAACCUCGGCGCCUUCCGUCUUGCGGCUAUCAGCUGUCAGUUCAUAGUCAAUGACUAUUAACGCCGACUAGGGACUUGUGUGCUACCCGCGCCGGGCUCUGUAAUAACGGCAGUACACAAUGCGUACUAGAUAUAUUUAUUACAGUUCGUAAAUACAUGUACACACCACAA
This is a messenger RNA of Amphibalanus amphitrite, 4278 nucleotides long. Its product is annotated as GRIP1-associated protein 1-like. The transcript has 18 exons. Gene Ontology annotation, cellular component: postsynaptic recycling endosome; glutamatergic synapse; extrinsic component of postsynaptic early endosome membrane. Bases 175 to 2811 code for a protein of 878 amino acids. The record is from RefSeq and is a predicted model, not a curated record. Lineage: Eukaryota; Metazoa; Arthropoda; Thecostraca; Balanomorpha; Balanidae. Gene Ontology annotation, biological process: neurotransmitter receptor transport, endosome to postsynaptic membrane; regulation of neurotransmitter receptor transport, endosome to postsynaptic membrane; regulation of modification of synaptic structure.